GCCAACCGAGCAGAUAAGAGAACUGGCUUGGCUGGCUGCUGCCUGUAACACAUAUUUUAUCAGAAACAAGAGGUCUUGGGUUUGUGUUACAGGCCGAAAAACAACGACGUCGCACCCCAGGAGCUACCGAGAGGACGGUAGCAUGAUAGUUGUGGAGGGGAAACGGCAGGAAGAGGGCCCGUAUCUGCAUUUUACUUCGCCUAAACCGAAUUCAUUGAGUCGGUAGGCUAACCAGCGUCCGACAUGGGGAAGGAGGUAAAUGGUGUUUCACGGAGCCGGUUUGAGAUGUUCACAAACAGUGACGAGGCGGUCAUCAAUAAGAAGCUGCCUAAGGAGCUGUUGCUACGAAUCUUCUCCUUUCUGGAUGUGGUGACACUCUGUCGCUGUGCCCAGGUCUCUCGGUCCUGGAAUGUUCUGGCCUUGGAUGGCAGCAACUGGCAACGAAUUGACCUCUUUGACUUUCAGAGGGACAUUGAGGGCCGGGUGGUGGAGAACAUCUCAAAGCGAUGUGGGGGGUUCCUUAGGAAGCUGAGUCUGCGAGGUUGCUUGGGUGUGGGUGACAGCGCCCUGAAGACAUUCUCGCAGAACUGCAGGAACAUCGAGCUGCUUAGUCUGAAUGGCUGCACCAAGAUCACUGACAGCACGUGUAAUAGCCUCAGUAAGUUCUGUCCAAAGCUGAAGCACCUGGACCUCGCCUCCUGUACCUCAAUCACCAACCUGUCACUCAAAGCUCUCAGUGAGGGUUGUCCCCUGCUGGAGCAGCUCAACAUCUCCUGGUGUGACCAGGUCACCAAGGAUGGCAUCCAGGCCCUGGUGCGGUCCUGCCCUGGACUCAAAGGCCUUUUCCUCAAGGGUUGCACACAGUUAGAGGACGAGGCUCUGAAGCAUAUCGGGGCUCACUGUCCAGAGCUGGUCACACUCAACUUGCAGACAUGCUCACAGAUCACAGAUGAGGGCCUCAUCACAAUUUGCCGGGGUUGCCACCGCCUGCAGUCUCUGUGUGUGUCGGGCUGUGCCAAUAUCACAGAUGCUAUCCUGCAUGCCCUGGGACAGAACUGCCCUCGCCUCAGAAUAUUAGAAGUGGCUCGUUGCUCUCAGCUUACAGACGUGGGCUUUACCACAUUAGCAAGGAAUUGUCAUGAGCUUGAGAAAAUGGAUUUAGAAGAAUGUGUGCAGAUCACAGAUGGAACACUUAUCCAGCUGUCUAUACACUGCCCUCGUUUGCAAGUCCUGAGUCUGUCUCACUGUGAGCUGAUCACUGAUGAUGGUAUCAGACACCUCGGCAGCGGCCCCUGUGCUCACGACCGUCUGGAGGUGAUUGAGCUGGACAACUGUCCCCUGAUCACAGACGCCUCACUGGAGCACCUGAAGAGCUGCCAUAGCUUGGAUCGCAUUGAGCUCUAUGACUGCCAGCAGAUCACCCGCGCCGGCAUCAAGAGACUAAGGACCCAUCUGCCUAACAUCAAAGUGCAUGCAUACUUUGCUCCUGUCACUCCGCCCCCCUCCGUCGGGGGUAGCCGUCAGAGGUUUUGCCGCUGCUGUGUCCUGCUAUGAUGUAAAGACAACACCCCCCCUUUCCUCUCCCCGUGUCCCUCGUACACAAUCCUCGCAGCCCGUCACUUGACCCCCUGACCUGCUGUCCCCUACCAGCCCCCUGUCAUAGAGUACAUGCUGGUGUCCCCCCCCCCCUUUGGAGCUGCAGAGAGAGGGAGAGAGCCAAAUAAUGCUACAGGGUCUCGGGUAACUUUCCCAAAAAACAUUUCCGAACCUCUCCACCACACACAUACAGUACAUACACAACAGGCUUUUACACAAGCUGAUGUGCAUACACACUUACAUACACAAAUUAACUCUUCGAAGAAUGUCAGAACAUUCCUGGUCUGUGUUCAAUAGACAAACCAGUAUUACAAAAGAGGGUUAUGUAAAAAUCAAAUGUGAUCACCACUGUUAAGGGAUUUAAUGCUUCAUCAAAAGAAGUAGAAAAUAAUUCUUUAAAGAAUUACAUGACAAGAUCUUCACAUCAAAAACCAUCGUUCUGUAUUUGAGUGGAGUUAUACUCUUUACUUAAUUAGCACUUUGAGACCAAUGACAGUUAUAGCCUCUAAACAGAAUAUUGAAGCGGUCUAAAAAUCCCUCUUAACCUCUCACACAUACUUCCCUCUGUGUGGUCACUUAACAGCUACCUCUAGACGGGAACUGCACUUGAGUAAGACCUGUGUUAGCUUUGUUCUGCAGGCUGUUUAUUUCAAAAAGGGGUAGCGAUGCAGCCAGUAAACUGCAGACACCCCCAACUCACACAUAGAAAGCAGCAGAAAGCCUAUUUUGUGAAUUUUUUUAAUUUAUUUUUUUUAAAACAUACUUGCAGCUAUUUGCACUUACAGUAAAGCAAUGAUGAAACACUUUACAAGGACUGCCAUCUCAGAAUUUAAGACAUUUUAAGGCAUUUUACUAACAACACAGAUACAAAUUUUCACUUACAUGCAUACACUGAGCUUGCUACACCUGUACCCCCACCUCUCUCUGUCUCUCUAUUACAAUCAGAAGCUUCAAUAUACUGAUUUAAAAAAAAGACAGUUUAAUAUUUUUCUAAAAAUGGACACCAAUUAAGACUCAUGAAUGGGGACUCGAGAAGAUGCCAAAUGUUGCAUGUAACACCUCUAGUUUUUUAAAAUCUAAAUGUAAAUAUAUGAGAACUAAGGAGUCCGAGAGUCGAAGCCGAACAGAAGACGAUAUGCGAUGGGGCAGAGAUUGUUGUCUACGGGUCUUUCUGAGAGAACUAUGGUGUAGCUCACACAUGCUUGUUUAAUUACAGAUGUGUGUACAUAUGUGCUGGAGCUUUGGACAGUCAAAAUGAGCCGGUACUUAACCUGGAGUUUGACGGAAGAACUGGCCUGUGAAAGCUCAUGUCAGCAACAGGAAAGUUAUAAAGACACUCAUUUGACAGAAGGAAAAAAAAAAAGUCUGACAUCGCUACAUGAAGUCAUGCUGUCAGCCAAGGACAAUGGAAAGAAAAAGCCAACUGAAAACAAUCAAAGUAAAUUUUUCAGUUAGUUUGAUUUCAUUUAGUUGCUCUUGUUUUCGCAUCGGUGACUGUUCUGAUGAUAAGGAACUGGUGAACCACACGAAGCGGUGAGAGGACGUGGCCGACAUCGGAUUGGCAUCGCCGACUUCUCAACUCCUUUGCUUUGCAGGGGACAGAGUAACAGUGUGUUACACCCUGCCACCUGUGACCUCCUGCGUCUGUCUGGGACCUGUGAUGCUGCCAGAGGUAAAGACAGGAUCAGACCGGUGGAGUCACUGCAAGAGGAACUCAACUGAAUCUUGAGUGCACAAUUCUGGCCUGCUGACAGAUAUGAUGGAAUAAUUUUUGUCACAACGGAGGGCUAUAAUGGACUCCAGCCCCCGCCCUAUGAAGUAUUGAAGCCUUUUUCUUAUGGAUUAUUUUCUCCUGCACUUGCACCUGCUUUAUUCUUUGUCUCUUUUUCUUCCCAUUUCAUUUUAUAAAUGUGUCUUUUACUGCUUUUCUUUCUAAUUUCCUCUGGAUCUCUACCUUUUCUCUCCUUUUGCAUUUCUGUUUUGGUGUGGUUUGGAUUGCGCCUGCUUUGUGUUUGAAGUCAUGAGUUCAGUGUCUCCAAGCUGAGUUUGAGUCCUCUUCCAGUCCUCAGUUUUGAUCUGAUGGUGUUUUGUGUUUUUUUAAGAGUUUAUUGUUACUAAAUGUCCAGUGUAGCCUUUGUCCAGGGGAAGUGUUGGUGCCAGUGCAAUUGUAAUAAAUGUUCAAAUUUGAGUUGUUUUUUUUUUGUUUUUUUUAAAUGUGAGUUGAGGAGGAGUUCAUGAUGACAUGUAUGUUGUAGGUUCUACUUAUUGAAUGUUUCCAUCAAGGAGAAGUCCUCGGGAUGGCUGUUCAGGCAUUGUGUGCCACUUUAGCAGAAUCAAAUUUUUCUCCCAUAAGAGUGCGUCUCUCUGCUUAAGUUUUAUGCCUUGCUUUUCCAAAUACCCCUCCCAUAAUGCACCUUUCCCAAAUACAUCAAACAAAACAGAAAUUGCUAUACCCAGUGUGGAAUGUUGAUCACCUUCAAAAGUCCCCCGUUCUGGUUUAAGAUGUAUGCCAACAGGCAAAAUACAGAAUGAUGAUUCUGUUCAGUUUGUGAUUUGACAGCUAUGGCAGGCAGGAUAAUACAAGAUGAGAUCAAUCCAGUGUGAUCCAGUCUGAUCUGUUUUGUUUGAAUGGGGCUUUACAGGGGAUUAGGAAACAACUAAAAGUCAAAAUGGUGGCGAUAUCUAAUGUACUCUGUCACUGUGCUCCAGGAUUAAGACAGUUCACUGGAGGAAAAAGGAAAAGUUGUUGGAUUUAGACUGAAUCUGGUUGUUACACCUGCUUGCCCUCUUCAUGCACUGUAUGUGGCAUGGGCUGAGCCAUCAGUGCAGCUAACAUGUGCUUUUAAGGCAAACACUUUGAAUGGAUUACAGGUAAUAUUACUCAACCCGCUCCUGAUGGUUUUAUAUGUACAAAAGAGAUAAACUGUCAGCAGUCUUUUCAUGGUACAACAUACACUACAGGCUCUACAAAGCAAAACACCUUAUUUUUCCUCACAGUAUCAAACACCUCUGUCCUUCUGUCAGACCUUCCACCAGUUUACACUGAAGUUGAGCUACUACGCUCUGGAUCAGUUUGUUUCAUGCAUGUUUGGCCCCUAACACUGGAGUGAGGUUGAGGAUAAGGACAGAGGGAAAGAGGUGAAUCAACAGUGUGUGUGUGUUCAAGGUAGAUUGACACCUGAGAAAUUUCAAAAACAAUUUUGACAAUGACUGUAGUUCAUGUAAUUACUGUAAAUCUUUUCCUUUUUUUUUUUUUUUUUUUUUUUUUUUUUUUUUACAAUUAA
Siniperca chuatsi (mandarin fish) is the source of this 4880-nucleotide messenger RNA. It is a transcript of the gene fbxl20, whose product is annotated as F-box and leucine-rich repeat protein 20. The transcript is spliced from 15 exons. Gene Ontology annotation, cellular component: SCF ubiquitin ligase complex. Bases 244 to 1554 code for a protein of 436 amino acids. NCBI's taxonomy places the organism in Eukaryota, Metazoa, Chordata, Actinopteri, Centrarchiformes, Sinipercidae. Gene Ontology annotation, molecular function: protein binding. The record is from RefSeq and is a predicted model, not a curated record. Gene Ontology annotation, biological process: SCF-dependent proteasomal ubiquitin-dependent protein catabolic process.